Molecule: messenger RNA, 1404 nt
Organism: Cladophialophora bantiana CBS 173.52
Lineage: Eukaryota; Fungi; Ascomycota; Eurotiomycetes; Chaetothyriales; Herpotrichiellaceae
Exons: 2
Coding region: 1-1404 (467 amino acids)
Biological process (GO): regulation of transcription by RNA polymerase II
Molecular function (GO): RNA polymerase II cis-regulatory region sequence-specific DNA binding; DNA-binding transcription factor activity, RNA polymerase II-specific
Source: RefSeq, a predicted model, not a curated record
AUGCGACAUGUAGAACCACAAUCCACCUCGCUGGCCGAAGAACCCAAGCCCGUCGUUCAAGUAUCAGAACCCCUUGCGCCGCCGCCGCGACCUGCGCCCACCACUCAAGCAGAGACCCCCGACUACUUCUCGUCCUUGCACAACAACGGAAGCAGCAUCGGCCAAGAAUUCAAUCCUUUUGAACAAUCGUUCGGAGCGCCUUCGACAGAGACUCCCGGCAAAAACCUGCUGCCUCCUGUCGCGGCUCUCACAUCCCCAGCCAUCCCUGGCACCAGCUCAACCGGCGGCUACAACUGGCAAAGCUCUCUUCGGUCAGGGCCGCUGAGCCCUGCAAUGUUGGCUGGUCCGCAACAAGGUGAUUACUUUGACAGUAUCGGCCGUGGCUUCCCGACGCCCAACGAGUCGUCCCUCCGGACUGGUCUGACUCCAGGCGGUGGCGGGUCUAUGUUUCCCGUCCCCAGCCCGAACUCACAAGCGCUCUUUAACUCGUUGCAAAGUGGCGGCGCAACGCCUGGCACUCUUGAUUUCCACCGCACAGCCAUCAACGCUGCAGCGAGAAACAAGAACCAAUUUGCCAACACUUCCAACCCACAAGAGAUUACCACCACCACCACCACCACCACCAGCAACAUGGAUUCCGUCCACGACGCCACCGACGCUGCCAAUGGCCUGUUCAUGCUAGCGAAAGGAGGCCAAGCUAGCAAUCAAUUCGCCGUGCCCAACCCGGCGCCUGUUCCGACUGUCGGCCAAGAUCAAAAGCGGAAUAGCUCUGACCCCGGUGAAAGCCCUGAGAGCCCCCAGGAUCCCAAGCCAACCACACGCAGUGGCCGUGGUAAGAAGGCUUCUGCCAAAGCCGAACCAGCCAGCAACCGGAGAAAGUCAGAAGCCAGUGCCAAAGGCAGCAAUAAACGCGCCAAGGGCAAUUCAGGAGCCCCCAACGUGGAUCCGGCCCUUGACCCUCGCGGCGACGACGACGACGAUGACGAAGACAGCGAUGAAGCCGAAGAGCAAGAAAAGACCACGACAACAACCAACAGCGGUAAUAACAAAAAGAUGACAGAUGAAGAGAAGCGGAGGAAUUUCCUUGAACGCAAUCGUGUUGCCGCACUGAAGUGUCGCCAAAGAAAGAAACAGUGGCUGGCUAACCUUCAGGCCAAGGUGGAAAUGUACUCUGCCGAAAAUGACAGCCUCAACACACAGGUUGCUCAGCUGCACGACGAGAUUCGGAACCUCCGCACUCUACUUAUGGGCCAUAAAGAUUGCCCCGUAGGUCACGCCCAAGGGAUCGGGCAGUUCUUGAGCGGCAUGCAAGACCCCAACGCAUUCAACAACCAACAUGUCAACCCGUACGGUAUGGGCUUGCCGAACGGUGCUUCUCUACAACCUGGCAUUCAGAGAACGUGA